Anopheles funestus (African malaria mosquito) is the source of this 4562-nucleotide messenger RNA. RefSeq lists its product as uncharacterized. NCBI's taxonomy places the organism in Eukaryota, Metazoa, Arthropoda, Insecta, Diptera, Culicidae. The record is from RefSeq and is a predicted model, not a curated record. The coding region runs from base 976 to 2049 and encodes 357 amino acids. The transcript is spliced from 3 exons.
CUCCCCAAGGGCGUCGUCAACGUGGUGGCCCAACAUCAAAGGUGCUGCGUGCGUGAACUUUUCAUCCCGAAUGGAUAAUCUGUGAUAGGUUCCCCCUUUUGCGGACUACGACAUCUGAUUCGGUUGAUGUUUGAUCACGUUUAUGUGAAAAGCACUUCGUUAAAUAUCGCGUUCUUUAAAUAUCAUUCCACCUGACCAAACGCCGUACUUUGGAGAAAGCAAAGUGUUUAAAAUUUCAUCUCAAACGCGCUACAAAAAUUCCAAACGAUGUGCGUUAUCUCUGUGCGUUGCUUUCUUGUUUGGUAAAUUUUCUCUUUUGGCACCGUGCCAUAUGACCAGUCCUGGCUGGUAGUUCAAGUGUGCUGGCUGGCUGUGUGUAGAGCUAAUCGAUAUUCAAGCGGGUUCCGGUGGCGUGAGAGCAAGACAGGAUACACCGAGAAGUGGUCGCGUCCCCAUUGGAGCUCGAGUUGACGAAUGUAAGAAGCAGCCGGAGGAGAUUGGUAUUGUGCGACCAAAUUUCGGCAGGAUAUUAAGAACCUUCGGUGCAACACUUCGUCGCCAAUGUCUAGAGGAUGUGUGUGUGUUUGUGUGGGAAAGUUUGGUGCAAAGUUUACGGCUUCCGCUAUUCGUAGUACGUGGCCGAUAGUUUACGCUUUAAAUGUCGCAACCAACAUGAUAGGUCUGGAAAAAUAUUAAUGCAUCAUUAGGGUGGACAACAACAACAACAACAUCAAUAUUUAUUAUAACGGCCACAAUAAGUGAGCCAAGUGGCAAAAAGGCACGGUUCUACGUGUGGUAUUGAUUCAACAGGACGUACGAGAUCCUUUGCAAGAGAUAGACACAGAACAAAGGUUCCUCCUCGACGGUUAAAUAGAACAACAAAACCGAAUUCGAACAGUGCCGGUCAGUGCCGUCUGGCAGCGAGUUGUCCAAUAGCAAGAAACGCAAAAGACAACCGGGACCGGGCGACAACCGAUGGCGUCACAGAAAAGUUCGACUACACCGGCCCUAGCGGUAACGAACCGUAUCCUGCGCUCACCGUCACACGAAAGCUUCUCCACCGAUCUGUCGCUAAUAUCGAUUUCCGUGUCGUCAAUGAAUUCGGAAGCGACCAGCGUACUGAACCGGUCCAGCUGCAGUUUGCUGAAUCGCACGAUGGAGGAAAAACUUGGCAGUCUGCUGAACCCUAAGGAUAGUAAAAGAAAUCGCUCAUCGACACUUACCGAGCGUUGGAACGAAAGUAAUGAUCUCAUACGAAACUGUGCCACACUGUCGGCGGCGCUGGGCAUACACAAAAGCUUUAGCACCACCGACAUCUACCAGCUACCAUCGGAUCAGCACAAUCUGGGCCGGCUUUCGACGUCCGAGCUGGCACUGACACCGUUCCAGAAGGUGGGCUAUCUGUUUGACCAUUCCCGGCUGGAACAUGCGUCCCGUUCCUACUCGACGUGGGUUGCGGUCGGGGAGCUAGCAUCCACCUCCCAGCUACCGUCACCGCACGGUGGCCAGACGUCGCAGGUGCCGACACUGACCAGCACCACCAACCCAACACCGAGCUUCACCGUAACCGAUCUGAUCAGCUCGGUAAACAAGAAGAUACGACAGAACUACAUCCGGCGGCGGCUGUUCACGACCUACCGUGCGCUGGAACGGCUAUCCCAGAGCGAGUUUAAUCUCGAUCGUCUAGAGGCGGCCGCCUUUGCCGCUACCAAUCCCGGCCCGACGGAACUGAUCGUACCGUCCACGAGCAUGUCGAACGCAUCCGCUUCACCGGUGGGCGGAAAGUCCACCAGCUCGCCGGCACCGAUCGGUGAGGUCGGCACGCUGCCUGAGCAUGGUGCAGCAGCGUUAUCGUUGAAAAAGUCCACCAGCACCAGCGGAACGGCGGCCAGUAGCAAUCCACGGCCACAUCACGGCCCGAAGAAACAUCUCACCUUUCACGAUAUUGAGAACGAGCGUGGCAAACCGCUGUCCAAGUACGAACGUCACAUGCUUAUCUUUAACUGGUUGCACACCAUCGACGAUACAGCGCUGGAGAUCGAAAACUGAUCUCCACAGGACGAUCUGCGCUCCGACGUCGGUACGGUACGUAGUGAUCGAGCUGGUGCCAUCAACUGAAGCGUUUUGCUACACACACGUAGCUUUGCUUUACAACCAAAGAGCGGGGCUGCAGUAUAAUAUACUGUCCAAAGGAUGAAAUCGGAAGCGAAUGGAUUAAAGUCCCCCCCAACCCCCUCCCUAAAACACACACGCACACCGAAGUGCACAAAAGAAAUUUAUUUACACAACCAUUCGCACUCGAAAACGUUAGCUAUGCCCCUUAUUGUCGUCCUGCUUUUAUACCCAGGCCCUCCCCCAGUCACUAAGUGCAUUGUUCUUGUAGGUUAUUGAGGGAUACACGUGUGUGUAUUUUUGUGUACCAAAAAAACCAUGCCACCAACGUGUGCAAUCAAUGUAAGAACGCUCUCCCGGCAUUGGCUAAAUAUUUUGACCAAUUUUGUGACGUGUGCUGCAUUUAUUAAUUUUUAAUUCGCAAACUCAAUUUCUAAUUCUUUUAAGUCAGUAACACAUUUUAUCUUCAUUCGUCGGAACAGAAUUCAAGUAAAGUCUUUAAAAACAAACCUAUCAACCAUCACCGAACGUUACACACAGUAGAGGAAGUGGAUAAGCUGCUUCCAAUUAAGGGAAUUAUGUCUCGGGCGGCCUGGUGGUGUAUGUGAGAAACGGCGCCGGUCCAUACGGGCAGGACCGCGGAUCAAAUCCCAUCCGGACCUUACGCGGUAAAAAUAGCUCUCGUAAGCCAGAAAUGGUCAACAUGACUCAGAGGUCGUUAAAUCCAGCAGGAGAGAGAGAGAGAGAGAGAGAAAGAGAGAGAGAGAGAGAGAGAGAGAGAGAGAGAGAAAGAGAGAGAGAUGUCUCGUGCUUGAAAUGUUCGAUGGCUCUCGGUCGAUCAUAAUAGUGUAUAGUCUGUGUGGUAGGUCCAGGACUGAUUAUCCUGCUGAGGCUUGAUCGAUAAUGGUUGUAAAGUCCAAAAAAAACGAUACACGAUCAGCAGUGAAACUAUAGGAUAGCGCCAAUAUGCCAAUUAUCUUAUCUAACAGUUCAAAAAUCCAUUCCCCUGUGACGACUGUGACCAUUAACAACAGAUUCACCUGUCUGCAGAUGGAUUCGUCUGUCUUCUUGUGUAAGAUAAGGCUUUGUACAGUGUUGGAGGCAUGUUUUGUGAGUGAUGUUUCUUACUUUGAGGAACUGAACAAUUUAUAUUAAUCGAUCAAAUUUUGAUCUUCUACAAAAUUUGUAGCUAGAAUCAUAUAAGCUUUUCAACACACGAGAGGAUUCUCUCUGGAUGUUUUGUUAUCAAUAUAAAUAUUACUGAUUGCAACAAGUCAAAAAUGGAAAGCCUUGUUACAUUACGGUAGCUUAAGUUAAAAUCCUUUUCAACAGUUUAACUCACACAAAACUUGAUAGAACUCUUGCAUCUGUAGGAAGCCUUAUCUUGCAAAUCUCGAAACAAAUUCCAAACGUGCUACAAUUAUGGUGACAGUAACAAUUAAGAAACUAGCCAUCUGUACCAGAACCAGCCAAAAACAACCGAACAAAGAGAGUGAGGAACCAGAGAUGGCGACGUAGUUAACGUACGCUUGUGCUGGCUAAACCGUACCAUAGAUAACCUUGCCACAUAUUUUUAAUCUUCCUCCAUACGUAUGAAUAAACUGCUGCAGUAGAACGUCACACGCAACGGUGAAACGUAACAAAUAUAAGGACGCGCUGUACCGAAGGGAUCGGUUAGAUAUUUUUUUCUUUCCUGUUGUUAUGUCAAUGUUUGUCACUUGUUGUAAACCCCCCCGGCAUAUCUGCCCCAAAAAUUAGUGCCGCAGAUGAAAGUACACGCGCAAAACCAUAUUACACAGCCAAACCCAAAGCAAAAACAAAAAAAAUGCAUACAUUGGUUUGUGCGUUCGGUUUUUUGCUAACCUUUUUUUUGUCUCAACACAUUUUUGAUACUUCUUUAUAUAGGAGAUAAAUCGUUUUAGAUAGUGCAGAUUACACAUUGCUAGGUAAUGAAUCUUUAGCAAACUUUUAGGUGCGGUGAAGAGUUGUUGUGUGUACACAAGUGCAAACGAAAGGAUGUUAAGUGCUUUUUGCUUCAUACGUUGUAUGCCAUAUAUUUUUACUGCAAUGAAAAACCAAAUGAAUAUUACAAAAAAAAAAAAGCGGUCACAAGCUAAGCCGCGAAGAUUUGCGUUAUGCUAGUGAAAUGGCGUGAGUAGAACAUUUAACAGAGUGAAAAGUGAACAAAACGCAUUAGAGAACAGGAUAUGAAGAAUGUAUGUAAUAUGGAGUAUUAGGUUCACGCAUGUGUGUGUGCUGUUGUUGUGAGAUAACAUUCACCCAAAAAACGAAGAUCCAAUCUAAAUGUCGUACUAUGCUGAAACAAUUUUACAGGCUACAACAUAUAUAACAAAUAUCCUUAUACCGAAAUACCAUCGUAAUUGUACAUAGGAUACACUUUAAACAGUGGGAAACAUCUAACAAUAAAUUCUUACAACAUUAAACGUAAA